Messenger RNA from Aspergillus bombycis, 5976 nucleotides. RefSeq names its product inositol polyphosphate kinase KCS1. Gene Ontology annotation, molecular function: transmembrane transporter activity; inositol hexakisphosphate kinase activity. Gene Ontology annotation, cellular component: nucleus; cytoplasm. Gene Ontology annotation, biological process: phosphatidylinositol phosphate biosynthetic process; inositol phosphate biosynthetic process; transmembrane transport. The transcript is spliced from 5 exons. Lineage: Eukaryota; Fungi; Ascomycota; Eurotiomycetes; Eurotiales; Aspergillaceae. The coding region runs from base 1 to 5976 and encodes 1991 amino acids. The record is from RefSeq and is a predicted model, not a curated record.
AUGUCAAGCCCUCCGUCUGUAUCAGAAAAUACCUGGUCUGGACCCCUGGUGACACCUGUUGCGUCUGCCCAAAAUGAUUGCUCUGACGGGCCUGAACGCCGUCAUCACAAGCAGCCGCGCCACCACGCCCGGGAUCAGCUCCUCCACCAUGGCAUCCAAGAAGCUCCUUCUCCUUCCCGUGCUGAAUCCCCCACCGCUCAUCAAUGGGCCAAACCACCGGCCGGAUUCGCUCUAAAAAGGGCCACAACCGUCCCCCACGAAAAGCUCGCCCGUCCUGACCUAUUUCACAGCCCCCAGUUGUCGGAGAGAGAUAGCAUCUUUGCUACCCACUACCUCCCUUCUGAUAACGAACUUAGUAAUUCGCCGCAGCUUCCGCCCGAAGGAGACACAGAUAAUGAACUGUCCACGAGCUUGAAUCUUGCCGGCGAAAAUGCAUCCGCUUCUCCUUCUCCAAUUCCCUCUUCCAAGGUCCUCCCCCGUCACACUAUCGCCAACCUCUCCCACAUGGAAGUUGACGUCCACAGAAAUCCUUCCUUCCCUCCGUCACUAUUACCGUCUGCUAUACCGACUCGUCGUUCCCCACUGUUUUCGGUCGGUCCUGAUGUAGACCCGGAUCGGCAGCACGAGACGGCUCAACGAAGCCCGCAGAUCUCGGGCUGGGAGAGUUUGCAACCUCUGCGCAAGACGGCCUCGAAUGGUACCGCUGUUGAGUCUCCGGAGGAGUCGCUCAUCAGCCGCAGUUUGAUCUCUUCCUCCCUCAAUGAUGCAUCUUUUCUGCAGCGCCACUCAGUGGUCCCCUUAGACCGUCUGCCUGCAGAGACCCAGCACGAGAAAACGUCAUUUCCAAAGCUCGACCAGCCUUCACGGCACGCUGCGCCUGAACUUGGAAUUGGUCGCAGCUCGAGCCGUGGUCGUCGUGGCAGAGUAGAUCACUCGAUCGAGGCAAACCUGACUAACGUAGAGCCGACGUCUCAUGUGCGCAGCCGUAAGUCAAGCCAUUAUCUGGGUCUAUUUAAGGAGAAUACUACUUCACCGGAUCGCAAAAGAAGGGAGGAACGUGGAAGACGGCACGAUGACUCCCUAGAGCCAUUGGACAAGCAUCAACCUGCUAUCCACUCUGAACCUCGCCGCCUUCCGGAAUUCUCUGACUCACAGCCUCAAUUGCUGGUGUCCACGGAUGAUUCUAAUCUUCGAAGCUCGAAAAGUUUAUCUCACCUGUCAAUGGCUGAUGCUCCGGUGAUCACCCCGAUCCCGGAGGUCGAGACGUCGGAGCACACGGUGAGCGAUGAUGUUAGGAAUCCUUAUAAAACCCUGCCUCGCAGCUUACUUGAGGAGAUCCGCAAUUUCCAUUUAACUCCAGGCGGUGCUCGCGGUACUUCGUUUUCCAAAAGCAUCCCCACACAAUUUGCAGAAGGCGGCAGGGAUUACUUCUCGAAGGAGGUCCCCGGUCUCUCACCUUCGUCGGAUACAGAUCGAGAACGACGCCGUGGCUCUGCACAAUAUGAAGAUGAAGACGAUGAACAAAUUUCGUCCGCUGUGUAUUAUCCCCAUGAGCGCGUCACUGUUUCUGAAGAGGUUGCGCAGGUCCAGUCUUAUCCGGAUGGUCAACUUGGUGCGGAACCAUUCGACCCAUCGCCCACGAAGAGUAGUCACGUUCUAGUGCCCAAGAGACAUAGCGUCUCUGAUGAGCAAGAAAUCAAUCAUGUGGAUAUAUCUCUUCGAUCUAAAAAUGAUAGUAGAAUUCUGCACGGUGAUCUGCAAGACAGACAAGCUCCACAAUUAGAAGAGUUGAUUGAAAAGCCCCCGAGCGCCACAACCGAUCGCAGCAGUGAGUAUUCAACUUGCGGAUCGGAGUUUGGCUCGGCGGAUGAAAGUGGCAUGUCUACUCGCGACGAAGAGUCGAGUGUGACCGAUGAGGCUGAAAUGACACCGACUGCGACACCAACUCAACGUCAACGUAUCCCCCGCCGUGAACGCAAGCACAGUGCAGCGGCCCCUUUGGGUGCGGUAGAAUUGAAACCUUACCGGCAUCAGGUGGGUGGCCAUACGACCGUCUUCCGUUUCUCCAGGCGCGCUGUGUGUAAACAGCUCAAUAACCGGGAGAAUGAAUUCUAUGAGCGCAUUGAACGCAGACACCCGGAGAUGCUCAUGUUCCUUCCAAGGUACAUCGGUGUGUUGAAUGUAACCUUCUCUAAAACCCCCAAGCGUUCCAAGUUAACGUCAGAGGGUAAUACGGAGAUUUCAAAUGCGGAGCCUGCCACGGGUGAGACAAACGGUGCCCAGCAGACCAGUUCAAUAACUGCCGACGGUUCUCGUAUGUCUGAAACCGUGGAUCAGCCACGGAUUUUUAGUCAGAAACAAGUCACUGGAAUCAUUCCUAAGGUGAUCCUUGAAAAUAACCGGCACAUUAUCCCGGCUGACUUGUUUUCUCGCUCACAACGGCCAAAGACUGCGGAUGGUAUAACAAUGAGUCGAGAGAGAUGUGCUCAUGGUGUUGCGGCGAUCACUGGUGAACAAAGGUGGAAUAAUGGAUCUCUGGACGACACUGGAACUUCUCCCCCAAAGCCCAAGAUUAGCUGGGGUGCCACGACGGUCAACCGUAAGCUGCAGGAGCAGGUUCUCCGAGAGGUCUUCAGUCCUCCUGCCAUUCACCAUCACCGGCGUCAUGCUCGAGGCCACACCGCAUUACCAAGAAUGUCCUCGGACAGUGUUACACGCAGGAGGGCUAACUUGUCGGAGGAUCACACUGCUAGUAACCGUCGCAAUGCAUCCGUUCCCAAUGAGCCACCACGGUCUGUUGCCAUAGAUAUCACUAAACAAACAGGUGACGGCCCCGGCUUAUCAUCGUCAGCGUCUACCGCGUUAGACUCGAACCAUAACCGCCUCGAACAAAUUCGAACAGAAGAGUCCCAGCCACGCUCUAGCUCUGUCUCGCGGUCUCGCCGGGUAAGGCGCCGUCAUUCAGGAAGUGGCUUACAAAGACGACGGAGCAUGAGCCCGGGUAAGAAAGACGGCGAGCUCAUGUUCUUCGAAGACGACGGGUAUGGCGGUGAUGGAGAGGACGAGAUAUUCUCUAUGGAAGCGGAUGCUCAAAUGGUGCCGUCAGUUCCUCAGAGUGUGAAGCCACCCAACCUUGAAGCCUUGAAGGCCGAUACAGCCGAUGCAUUACAAGCUGAGGAUGGCUCUGUUGCCGAUAUGCUGCCGAAAGAUCCCAUCCUUGUUCAACCAAAAGAGGACAAUCGCUUCCUCCUUCCUUCCAAUCCCAAAGAGGCACAGACACGAAAGGAUGAACGUGUGCAGUUUUUCUUGCUAUUAGAAGACCUCACUGCUGGCAUGAACAAGCCUUGCGUCCUCGAUCUCAAAAUGGGAACACGCCAGUACGGAAUCGAAGCUAAUGAGAAGAAAAAGAAAUCUCAAAGGCGAAAGUGCCAGUCAACAACCUCUCAGCAGCUAGGUGUCCGACUCUGCGGCAUGCAAUCCUGGAAUGUGAAGAAGCAGGAAUAUACAUUCGAAGACAAGUACUUCGGUCGGGAUCUAAAGUCAGGGCGUGAAUUCCAGGACGCUCUCACCCGGUUCCUCUACGAUGGUGUCAGCUAUACCAGCGUGGCUAAGAAAAUCCCUGUCAUCCUUGAAAAACUGUCCAAAUUGGAGAAUAUGAUCCGAAAGCUGAAACGGUAUCGGCUUUAUGCUAGUAGUCUUUUGAUCCUUUAUGAUGGCGAGCAGUCUUCCCCUGAGAAGAUUCCACAGGAGGAUGACAAGAGUGUUGACAGCAAGCGAAUUCCAUUGCAACGCCGUACCUCUGAUGAGGGACAUAAUAACAUGGACGUUCAGCUGAAGAUCGUCGACUUUGCAAACUGUGUCACUGGAGAAGAUGAGCUUUCUCCGGAUGCGCCUUGCCCCCCACAUCAUCCGGAUGAUAUCGACCGCGGUUAUCUUCGUGGCCUACGGACCCUCAGAAUGUACUUCCAGCGCAUCCGAAAGGAGCUCACCCAGGAUGAAUAUAUUGAACGAGGAGAGGGCGAGGCCAUUGCUCUAAGAUCCCAGGUGUCUGGCCAAGAGGACUUGUCCGAUCGCUACUGGGAUGAAGGAGUGGUGGAAAGCGAUCCGGGUGAAACUGACGACAAAAUGUCUCCGUUUAAUGGUCGCGACUCAUCUAUUGAUAAACGAGACUUUGACACAAACCGUCCAUUACUGGCUACCUAUGACUCCGGUGGAGAUACAGAGGGUAGAGAUAUACACUCGCGACCGGAAUCUAGGAUCUCUACACGCCGUUAUAGUGACGGCGAAGACGGUCUCUUGAACGAUGUUGUUGAAGAAAUAGUCGAAAGGGAUCGCCGCAGGCUGGCUAAGGAAGUGGUACGGAUAUGUAGCUUUGCCUUGGGGGUAGUAACCUGCUUAGGAGCUGGUAGCAUCACUGCGUUCUCCUUGUACGGCCCCUUGUUUCUUACCCGUCUUCAUUACACUCAGCUCCGAGUAAAUGCUGUAUCGAUUGCUGCUGGUGUGUCGAUGUAUCUUCCCGUCUCAAUCUUCGGAUACCUUUGUGACCGGUAUACCCCGUCGCCGCUGGCUUUGUUUUCCGGCACGGUUUUUGGAAUAGGCUACCUUUUGGCUGCAAUCGUGUAUAAGAACGGUCCACCUCCAGAUGCAGGUGGAAAUGGGUACCCUUUCUGGGUGAUGGUAGUAGCUUUCGUGUGCGUCGGGACCGCCACAAGCUGUAUGUACUUGGCCGCAGUCACGACCUGUGCCAAAAACUUUGGCAGGGGCAAACACAAGGGCAUUAUGCUUGCCAUCCCCAUAGCUGCUUUUGGCCUUAGUGGCAUGUGGCAGAGCCAAGUGGGUACUUACCUUUUGUAUGAACGGUUAGAAGAUGGCAGCCGUGGCGAUGUAGAUGUCUUCCGAUACUUCAUUUUCCUCUCCGCACUGCUCUUUGGUAUUGGUGUCAUUGGGACUUUUGGAUUACGGAUUGUGGACGAGGAUGAGGAGAAAUACAUUGAUGAAGCAGUUGAAGAACUUGAGAGGAGUGGCCUGUUGGAAGAGAGCGAAUUCUUCCGGUCGAGAAGCGAGGUUAGAGCUGCCUACGGGACAUUCUCACAGUCCGAUAAUGGAGACGACGAAGAACGAACGCUAUCACUGACCCAAAGUGAGGAAGAGAGGGAAGCAGCAAGGCUCGAGAAAGAACGAGAGGAGGAGGAACGCAGGAAGAAAAACUGGCUAUUGAACUGGGAAACAAAGGUGUUUCUUCAGGAUCAUACGAUGUGGUGGCUUGCCUUGGGCUUCUUCUUGGUUACUGGACCGGGUGAAGCAUACAUCAACAACCUGGGUACUGUGGUCGGAGCACUGGGCCCAGAGUCAAGCUCUUCCAAUGUUCCUUCACCUGCCGGCAAACCAUCUACUCAUGUCACAACUAUUGCGCUCACUUCAACAAUUGCCCGACUCCUCACAGGAUCCCUGUCGGAUUUCUUCGCACCCCCAGCAACCCAUCUUUUCCCAACCGACGCAGAAGCUGGGCGUUCCAGCUCACCGUCCGGCUCGAAGCGAGUUACUUUAUCCCGACUAACAUUCCUCCUCCCAUCCGCUCUUCUCCUCUCACUUGGGUAUCUUCUCCUCGCAUCCCCCUUUCCAGUCCAGCACCCGGAAUUGUCCCACAUAACCACAGGUCUUAUCGGCUUCGGUUACGGGAGCGCAUUCUCCCUCGUCCCCAUCAUCAUCUCCGUCGUCUGGGGUGUUGAGAACUUCGGCACAAACUGGGGUAUCGUUGCCAUGUUCCCGGCAGCAGGCGCUGCCCUGUGGGGCCUCGUCUAUUCCAGCUUUUACCAAGACGCCACGGAUGGAGGCAAUGGCUCGACGGACGGCCAGUGUCACGGCUGGAAAUGUUUUGGAUACUGGGCGUUGGGAUGUACGCUGAGCGUAUGGGUGGCCGUUGCUGCGUGGGGUGUCGCUUGGAGAUCUUGGAAGCGCAGAGGCGUUUCCGUUUGA